AACGCAACACUAAGCAGAGAAGAAGAAAGAGAGCAGGAAGAACAACACUGGCUGUCAUGGCGAACAGUAGAAAUGCUCAUGUUUGGACGGAUCGGGAGACAGUGUUCAUGUUACUGCAGCUGAAAGAGCUCAACAUUUUAAAAUUCAUGGACGGGCGCAAAACGAAGAACGGCGAACCUUUUAAAAAAGUUGCACAAAGGUUAAAGGAAGCCGGCUUUAUUCGAAGCCCCGAGCAGAUCCGCGUGCGAUGGAAGCAGCUCAAACAAACUUAUUACAGGGCAAAGAUGAUGAAUGGAAGCAGCGAUACCGAUCCAGUCAUGUGCUCACACGCGGAGAUUCUGGAAGAGCUUUUAGGACACCGACCCCUGUCCACAGCCGGCCAGAAUGGCGUAGACAUCGGCUUUAAGAGUGACAACACUUCUUCAGAAAGCGUACAAGACCGUGUGCAGCCGGCCAGAGGUUCUGAAGACCCAGCUAUAGUUGAGUCUGAUUCUUUUUCAGAAAACACCCCUCCGGAGAGGACUGGCACCCCUCUACCCAGUACUUCAACCAGCUUUCCUUUGCCUGAGGUUCGUGGGCCUGCUGCAGGGAAGAGACAGCGGGAAACUGCACAAAUGGAAAGUUUUUUUGAACGAAUGCUCCAGAUGCAGAACUCCUGGAUUGCUGCACAGUGCCAGCAGAGUCAGGAGAGGGAGGAGCGCCUUGUUAGCAGUAUCAUGGAAAGCAAUAACAAGAUAGUUUCUACGUUGAUGGAGGGUAUCCGCAGCCUGCAGCCUUCCCUCGCUGCAACAUCCCAGCCACGUCCUCCCAGCUGUGCCGGGAACGAGUAUGGUGAUGGCUGUCACCAGGUCUGCCAUUAUCUGUGA
Molecule: messenger RNA, 866 nt
Organism: Myxocyprinus asiaticus (Chinese sucker)
Lineage: Eukaryota; Metazoa; Chordata; Actinopteri; Cypriniformes; Catostomidae
Exons: 3
Coding region: 57-866 (269 amino acids)
Source: RefSeq, a predicted model, not a curated record